AUGAACGAGAAAAUUUUUCUAGAAAUUGCAGAGAAGAUCUACACAAAAAUCAGAUUUAAUUCGAAGAAAAAGGCUUCAGAUCCUUCGAAAUUAGCUUCAGAUCUCCUUGUCGGUGGUGGCUACAACGAGGAGCUUGCGGACGAGUGGGGGGAGAAGAGAGAGAGAGAGUGGAGUGGGUUUCAAGGAGGGGUAGAUGGGGGUUUUGCAGCAGACGAAGAUUCGACCGCAGUGAUAGCCGUGGGUGGAGGCUGCGGCGGGAGCGAGAGGGGAGGAGGUGGUGCUGGUGCUGGUGAGAACUUAGGUGGGUUCUUCGGCGGUAGAAGAGGGAAGCCAAGUAGUCGUGCUGGUCGAACAGAUGGUGGAGGAGGCGCGGUGGAGGACGGUGGCCAACUAAUCACCGGAGAUUUGGAGAGAUAG
This is a messenger RNA of Salvia miltiorrhiza (redroot sage), 417 nucleotides long. RefSeq lists its product as uncharacterized. The coding region runs from base 1 to 417 and encodes 138 amino acids. Lineage: Eukaryota; Viridiplantae; Streptophyta; Magnoliopsida; Lamiales; Lamiaceae. The transcript has 2 exons. The record is from RefSeq and is a predicted model, not a curated record.